UGACUAUAAAAGCACACACACACACACCACAGCUCACAGAGCUGUCUCCCAGCCCUUCCCUGAGAGUCCAGUUGGUGUGCAAGUCCACAAGACAGCAGAGAGCAAGGCAGGAUUCUGAGGAGCCUGUCCUGGUGAGAACCCAGAGAACUGCUGCCACCUUCACAGCAACCAUGGGAGAGAAUGCUGGCAGUGAUCAGGUCAAGGAGAAUCUGAUUGACCUGAGAUGUCACUUCACAUGGGAGCUGCUGUUGGAAGACAUUGACAUACCUGAUUUGGAAAUGAGGAUCUCUGAGGACCUUGAGUUCCUAGACGUCAAGGAUACAGUGGGAAUCCUCAACCUCCAGGCCUAUGUGAGACACCUGAAAGGCCAGCAUGAGGAAGCCAUGCACAGCUUGAAAGAAGCAGAAGCCUUCAUCCAGGGAGAACAGUUGGGCAAGAGAAGCCUGGUUACGUGGGGCAACUGUGCCUGGGUGCAUUACCACAUGGGCAGCUUGGCAGAAGCCCAGACCUACCUGGACAAGGUGGAGAACACAUGCAAGGAAUUGGGCAGUCCCUACCGCUAUAGUAUGGAGUGUCCUGAGAUGGACUGUGAACAAGGCUGGGCCUUGCUGAAGUGUGGAGGACAGAAUUAUAAACGAGCCAUGGCCUGCUUUGCAAAGGCUCUGGAAGUGGAGCCUGAAAACCCUGAAUAUAACACUGGCUAUGCUAUUGUAGCCUAUCGUCUAGAAUGUGAUCACAAUAAUACUUCUCUAGAACCCCUAAGGAAGGCUGUCAGGUUAAAUCCAGAAGAUCCAUAUAUUAAAGUUUAUCUCGCACUGAAACUUCAGGAUGUCGGAGAAGCAGCUGAAGCAGAAACACACAUUGAAGAAGCACUCAGUAGCACAUCCUGCCAACACUAUGUCUUUCGCUAUACAGCCAAGUAUUACCGAAGGAAAGGCUGCCUAGACAAGGCUCUCCAUCUGCUACACAGGGCCUUGCAGGCGUCACCUGCCUCUGGCUACCUGCAUUACCAACUAGGGCUCUGCUACAAGCAACAGAUGAUCCAACUGAAGACAUCCAGAAAUGACCAGGCCAGAAGGCAGGACAGUGUACAGAAAUUGGCACAACAGGCCAUUUGUGAAUUUCAAGAGGCUGUGAAACUCAGGCCCAGGGUUGGGAUGGCUUAUGUUUGCAUGGCUGAAGUACAGGCAGAAAUUGGCCAAUAUGAAGAAGCAGAGGCAAAUUUCCAGAAGGCGCUGAACAUGAAGAAUCUUGAGUGUCACAUAGAGCAGGAUAUUCAUUUCCGCUAUGGUCGUUACCAACAAUUUCAUCAGAAAUCAGUUGAUAAGGCGAUCACCCAGUACUUAAAAGGUUUGAAAAUAGAAGAAAAGACCUUUGUCUGGAGGAAACUACUCACAGCUUUGGAGGAAGUGGCCACAAGACAUGCUCGCCAGCAUGUUCGACUUGUGGAGAGCACCAGCUUGCUUGGGUUAGUCCACAAACUGAACGGGGACAAGGAGGGUGCCCUGCAGUUCUAUGAGAGGGCUCUGAGGCUCACUGGGGGAGUGAACCCUGAGUUUUGAAUGCAGCUCACCUCUGAGAAGUGAAUGUACUCAUUACUGAGGGUUCCCGGCCUCCUUCCCAGUUUCUUUCUUCAACUUCAUGGCUUGCUGGAAUGCCAAGUAGCUCAGUGCAUGUGCUGCUGCCACCAUUUCUCACCCCUCAUUGUCCUGUCCAGAAGAAACUUGCAUCCCACUACAUCUUCUCACUUACUGACCAGGACUGACCCCUGCUGAUCUGCACUCCCUUGAGCCCUGGGAAUCUAGGACAUCUUUUCCUUAUGUCUGUGUCUUGGGAAUGAAAGUCUUCUAUCCUCUGCCUGCCAGUGUCCUGGACAAAGAGGUCUUCUCCAGGAAGCUUUUACUUUAGGUCAGCAGAUACUCUUAAUAGAGUGCAAUGUCAGAGAAAACCAAGUGAGCAAAGGGGAGAGUUUGUACCUGAGAGGUCUCCCCUUACUGCAGAAUCAUUCACGGCUAAUAAGAGUCUUAAGUUUGGGGAAAGCCAAGCAGAGGAAACCUGCCGGAAACCUUGCAGACAGGACGAUAUAAGGAGAUAGGUCCACUUUUUCGAUGCUAUUGAUAGUGUGUUAUAUGUGAUGUUUUCCCCUCAAAUAAAAUAUAUUCAGUAAAAUUCCUUGAAUCACAAAGUCUUCCCGAGUA
Peromyscus californicus insignis is the source of this 2198-nucleotide messenger RNA. Its product is annotated as interferon-induced protein with tetratricopeptide repeats 1-like. Bases 171 to 1562 code for a protein of 463 amino acids. Gene Ontology annotation, cellular component: cytosol. Gene Ontology annotation, molecular function: protein binding; RNA binding. The record is from RefSeq and is a predicted model, not a curated record. Gene Ontology annotation, biological process: defense response to virus. Lineage: Eukaryota; Metazoa; Chordata; Mammalia; Rodentia; Cricetidae. The transcript has 2 exons.